UGAUACAACUUUUAACAUACAAAUCUUUCCCUUUUAUUUCCAAUUCCAAACCAAUAUAUGUAUAUAUAUAUAUAUAUGGAAAAGAAAAAAGAAAAAAGAAAAAUGGAAAAUGGGAAGACUAGUACUACAACUAGCUAGGAGUAGUAUAUUUUGGAGGGGUAAGAGAGUGCCUUUUUGGUGGAGGAAUGCUUGUCACCUACUCCUCUUAAGUUCCUCACUCACUGCACUUUUUCUUAUACUACUUCUCUUCUACUCCCUUUCCCUUCUCCUCAACUCAAAAGCUUUUACUUACUGCAGAUUUUUUUGCAAAGUGAGAGCGGAUUAAAAUCGGAGCUAUGUUUAGUUGAAUUAGGCUUAUUUGCAGUAGUUGCAGAACAGGGUUCAAUUUUGCUCUGUUUUUCUUUUCCUGUUUUCAGGUGUUUUUGCUCUGUUUUGUUUUUUUUUUUUUUAUGAUGAAAAUGGUGAGAAUGGAAAGGCACAAAUGCAAGUUAUGUUCGAAAAGCUUUUCAAAUGGGAGAGCUUUGGGUGGUCAUAUGAGGUCCCAUUUGGCUAAUUUCCCUCUGCCACCCAAGACUCCCCAGAAGGAGGAAGAACAGAGGAUACAGAGCCAGCCGGCGGCGGCGGCGGUUGAAGGUGGCUUAACUGGGUCUUCAACUUCCUCCGAGUGUUCUUCUGAGGAGGAAAAAGAAAUUAACAAUGAGAAUAGUACUUUCAGCAGUAAUGAGGAUCAAAAGGGGUUGGUUUAUGAGCUUAGGAAAAAUCCCAAGAAGAGUUUCAGGCUGGCUACAGAUCCUCCUCCUGAGGAGUACUACUUCCCGGACGGCGGUGCCGGCGCCGGCGGUGGUUUAGUGGUGGUUCAAGACAUAGAGAGUGAGACCGAGUCAACUAAGAAACCAACUCGGAGAAGAUCUAAGAGAACUCGGAGAAUGGUGGUGAACAGCAAGAUUCUCCUUCAGCAGCCCAGUUCAACGGAGUCAAUGGUGGAAUUGGAACAACAACAGGUCAGUACUAUUACAGUUUCAAAUACUACAACUAAUUCUACACAAGAAGAAGAUCUGGCCAUGUGUUUGGUAAUGCUUUCAAGGGAUGUUUGGAGCUGCAAUAAUAGUACUACUACUGCAAAUUCUGAUGAUCAUUACAAAACCAAGAAUAAGAAGAAGAAGAAGAAGACUAAUUGCUGGGAUGAAGAUGAUGAUGAAGAAUUUCCCAGAAAUGUUGUAAAUGUCUGUAGCAGCAACAGUGGAAGUAGAAUGAAAACAAAAAAUGGGAUGGAAAACACAAAAGUGCAUGAGUGCCCAUUUUGUGGCAAAGUUUUUGGGUCAGGUCAAGCUCUUGGUGGGCACAAAAGAUCACACUUUUUGGGUUCCACAACAACCACCACCGCCGGAACCGCCACCGCCACCACAACCGCCUCCGUGGUCUCAAACUCUGAGAGUUUGUUAGUCCCAUCAUCGUCAUCAUCAAAUUCUGCAAAGUCCCAGCACGCUGGAAUGUUCAUGAUAGAUCUCAACUUGCCAGCACCAAUGGAAGAGGAAGAGGAAGAGGGAGAGGAAAAUGAUGAUCAUCAUCCCCAUCACCACCAUCAUCAUCAUCAUCAUCAUCAUGAAAGAAAUGAACAAGACUUGUUCAUCAUCAGAUGCUGAUUUCAUCUUAGCAAAUUUGCUGGCACAACUUGGAAGGUCCAAAAUUGAAAAACUCAAUUGCUGCCAUUAUGAUCAUCAUUGUUUACUUCUCUUUUGGUUCUCUUUUAAUUGGAGGCUAUUUUUAGUUACUUCGGUUCUUCAAUUCAGUUUUUAACUAUUUAUAGAAAUUACUCAACCCUUCUUAUAAAAUGGAUCAUUUUGGUUUGGUCACUAUGACCAUUUGUUCUCACUUUGCAGCUUUAUUUGUUACUUGCUUAUUUUUUUCAGUCCCAUUGAAUAGAUUCAUUGGUAGUUACAAUAUUUGUUAUUUUUUGGGAGCUUCGAUAUUGUCACAAAAAAACGUGUAGUUAGUUUCGCUGUAACUACUGAUGCUUCCCCUGCCUCUCAACUCCUGUGGGGGGCGCCACCCAACUUCUCCUUAGCUUACAGAAGGGCAAACACAGACUUCCAUUAUUAUUCUAAACUCUUAAGCAUUUAUUAUUACCA
This is a messenger RNA of Oldenlandia corymbosa var. corymbosa, 2129 nucleotides long. Lineage: Eukaryota; Viridiplantae; Streptophyta; Magnoliopsida; Gentianales; Rubiaceae. The record is from the annotation of a GenBank genome assembly.